Musa acuminata subsp. malaccensis (wild Malaysian banana) is the source of this 1803-nucleotide messenger RNA. RefSeq names its product galactoside 2-alpha-L-fucosyltransferase-like. NCBI's taxonomy places the organism in Eukaryota, Viridiplantae, Streptophyta, Magnoliopsida, Zingiberales, Musaceae. Gene Ontology annotation, biological process: xyloglucan biosynthetic process; cell wall biogenesis. The record is from RefSeq and is a predicted model, not a curated record. Gene Ontology annotation, molecular function: galactoside 2-alpha-L-fucosyltransferase activity. Gene Ontology annotation, cellular component: membrane; Golgi apparatus.
GGAUGGGGCAGUCUCGUCUUCGGAUUCUGGAAAGAGACGUGCUGUGAAGUCGUCCGCCCGUCGAAGAGGUGACAAAUAAAGCAGAUCCGAAGGCAGCCUCGCGACGAGCCACCGGGAGGUGAAUCGGGGCGCCAUGUUCGAAGAAAGAACUCUUGGCUACGCACUCGCAAGGUCACUCUUCGUCUUCCCCUUCCUCGCGCUUGCCCUGCUUCUCAUUGUACUGUCGGGAGCCCAUCGCAGUUUGUCGCCUGAUCUCCUCCUCUCAAGCUAUGCGGUACCGGGCGAAGUCACCAACAGGAGCUGUUCUGCUGGAUCUUCCACUGCAGAACCACCAAAGGACGAGCUUCUCGGAGAUCUCUUGUCCGUCGCAUUCGACGGCGCUUCCUGCCUGAGCCGCCACCAGUCCGCAUGGUACCGGAGGAAACCAUCAAACCACACUCCUUCGCCCUACCUCAUCCGAAGGCUUCGAAGGUACGAAGCCCUCCACAAGAAAUGUGGUCCGAACACCGAGCUCUACAGGAAGGCCGUCGAACAGUUGGUGUCCAACACCGGCACAGCAGCCGCGGAGUGCAACUACGUGGUGUGGGUGCCAUCCGACGGCUUAGGCAACAGGAUCAUAAGUAUCGCCUCCGCCUUCCUCUACGCUCUGCUCAACGACAAGGUCUUACUGCUCCACCUCACCGAUGACAUGGGCGACCUCUUCUGCGAGCCAUUUCCUGAGACGUCGUGGGUUCUCCCUUCCGAUUUCCCCGUCAGGUACAGCUGGGUCUUGGAGAAGGAUCACGGCUAUGGAAAUUUGCUCAAGAACAAGCUGCUUAGCAACGAUAUGGACACCGCAAACGCUUCGUUGCCGGCGUUUCUCUAUCUCCACCUGGUACAUUCCAACGACGAAUUCGAUAAGAUGUUCUACUGCGAAGAGGGUCAGCAGCUACUCCGCAAGUUCUCUUGGUUGCUGCUGAGAUCGAACCAGUACUUCGCGCCCGCUUUCUUUCUCGUCCCGGAGUUCGACACGGAACUGAGUCUGCUCUUCCCGGAGAAGACGGCCGUCUUCCACCAUCUGGGAACGUAUCUUUUCCAUCCAUCCAACACCGUCUGGGGCUACAUAACGAGGUACUAUGAAGCUUAUCUUGCCAAUGCAAAAUCAAGGUUGGGAAUCCAGAUCAGACUGUUCGGAAAGGCUGACUUCGAUAGCCACUCAGACUACAUCAUCGACUGCGCACUGACCAAAAGGUUAUUGCCCAACGUUAAUCUAACGGAUACUGCUCUUCCAACCAUCACCGGAGCGAAACCGAGAUCAGUUCUUGUGACCAGUUUGCGCAGUGGGUACUUUGAGAAGCUCAGGAACAUGUACUACGAGCACGCGACGACCACCGGAGAAGUGAUCAGCGUCCACCAACCAAGCCAUGAAGAGAAGCAGCAUUCGGAGAAGCUCAACCACAACAUGAAAGCUUUUGCAGAGAUUUACCUGUUGAGCCUGAGCGAUGCACUGAUCACCAGCCCAUUCUCCACUUUCGGGUAUGUGGCGCAGGGGCUGGGCGGUUUGAGGCCGUGGCUUCUGGUGAGGCCGGAUGACCAUGAUCUUUGCCUCCACUCCAUGUCGAUGGAGCCCUGCUUCCAUUUUCCUCCGUCUUACGACUGCAAAGCAAGAAAGAAAGUCGAUAUAGGAUCGGUGGCCCCGUACCUGAGACACUGCGAAGAUUUCCCCCGUGGUGUGAGGUUGUUUGAUUAGGCGAACACUACUGCAUGUUUGUAAUCAGCAUUCAACAGAUUCAUAUGGCCCAAACUUUGGUCCAUUACUACUAA